Molecule: messenger RNA, 1014 nt
Organism: Hyla sarda
Lineage: Eukaryota; Metazoa; Chordata; Amphibia; Anura; Hylidae
Exons: 4
Coding region: 1-807 (268 amino acids)
Source: RefSeq, a predicted model, not a curated record
AUGGAACCACACAGGAGGACUAGAGUCCCGAUCCAGAGGCCAGGCAAAGAGAGAGAGAAACUACCCUCGGCACUAUCCCAAGGGAUAUGUAUUAGAGACUUCUUGAACCUAGAAUGCAAGAAUAAACGACAUAACAGCAUCAUGAAAGAGCAACAAACAGAAGUCCCAAGUCAGGAAGAGGCCCCAAACCAGAACCAGCAAGCAGCAGAUCAGGGAGGAUCCAAGCCAGGUCUCGGUAAGCUGAAAGGAGAGGCAGUACAGCCCGACCGAUGGAGCCUCCCUCGCACAGGCUGCCACACCAGGGGGCAGGGGCGGGGGAGGAGGGAUCAAGCCCCAGUCCGUGAGCUCCAUUUGUGGGUGAACAAAGCCGGUCAACUGAUCCUGCUCAUCUGCACACAACUCCAGUGUGGGAAGCGUAUUGUCAUUAAGACAUAUAAAUUGAGUCAGAGAAUCUGGCUGUCACUCUGUGGAGCGGAUGACAAGGAGGCAGCACUGGACAUACAGGCACAGCUGCUGCUUUACAGAAGGAUGAAAGAAACUCAUGUUGUAGCAGCCUAUAUACUAUCUCUACUUAUUGCAAGCAUAGCAGCUCAGUCCUCCCAAGAAAGGGAAUGGAAAUCCUUGGGAAAUCCAUACAACAGGGAUUUGUUUUUCAAGUUCUUGAAGUCUUAUAUCACUGGGAGGGGAGCACACAUGAUGAAUCCUGGGAACAAGGACAAGCUUGCAAGUGAUUCAAGUACUAAUGGAGAGUCCAAGUACAGCAAUCUGCGGCAAUAUAUGGACAACAAUGAAAUUGUGGACAUCUAGACAAUGACACCAGGCAAAAUGUGCAGGGUGUCAAAAACAUGCAUAUGUUGGCAAGUUGGAAUACCGUAUCAUGCACUGGUCCUUCAUGCAUUGCUUUACUUUGUUUUUCAGACUUAUAUCGAACAUUCUGUACAUAUAGUUUUGUCAUAUUUUAAAUGAACUGAAAUUAGAUUAUUUUCAUCUGCUGGAAUAAAGCUUUGUUGUGGU